Messenger RNA from Trichosporon asahii var. asahii CBS 2479, 381 nucleotides. RefSeq lists its product as uncharacterized. Lineage: Eukaryota; Fungi; Basidiomycota; Tremellomycetes; Trichosporonales; Trichosporonaceae. The coding region runs from base 1 to 381 and encodes 126 amino acids. The record is from RefSeq and is a predicted model, not a curated record. The transcript is spliced from 2 exons.
AUGAAGUUCGCCGCCGCCGCCGUCCUCCUCACCGGCCUCGUUGCCGCCAACCCUCUCCCCCAGCCCAGCACCAUGCUCGGCCACAUGAUCAUGCGCCGCGACACCGUCGACUACGCCGAGUUCGUCCCUGGUCCCUGCAAGGAGAUCUGCCGCGUCAACAACGGCCUCUACACCGAGUGGGAGGCCAAGAACUGCAACAAGGAGGUCACCGACGAUUGCAACAAGACCAUGUGCAAGUACGUCGACUCCCAGCUCGAGUGUGCCGAGUGCCAGAUGCGCAACUCGGGUGACGAGAACGUCGUCUCUGAGGACGACAUCGACCAGUCCAAGGACGAGGCCCGCCGCCAGUGCCAGCAGCUCGGCUACCCUACCAAGCUCUAA